Molecule: messenger RNA, 1407 nt
Organism: Linum tenue
Lineage: Eukaryota; Viridiplantae; Streptophyta; Magnoliopsida; Malpighiales; Linaceae
Source: the annotation of a GenBank genome assembly
AUGAUCAGUCACAAGUCCACCGUUCGUUUCCUAAUUUUCCUCCUCGUUUCCGCCCUCGCUGCCGGCAUACCACCCGCCUCCGCCACCCGCCGCCGCCGCGCCUCUUCUUCACAUGACUAUGGCGACGCAUUGACCAAAUGCAUUAUGUUCUUCGAAGGCCAGCGCUCCGGCAGGCUGCCGCCCAACCAGAGGCUCACUUGGCGGCGCGACUCUGCUCUCAGAGACGGCUCCGACAUCGGCAUGGAUUUGGUGGGAGGAUACUACGACGCAGGGGACAACGUGAAGUUCCACCUGCCAAUGGCGUGGACGACGACGAUGAUCGGAUGGAGCGUGCUGGAAUUCGGCAACAGGAUGGGCCGGUCGGACCUGAGACACUCCCUCGACGCCCUCCGGUGGGGCACCGACUACUUCCUGAAGGCCACCAGAGUCCCCGGCCGGGUCGUCGCUCAGGUCGCCGACCCAGUCCUGGACCACGAUUGCUGGGAGAGGCCCGAGGAUAUGGACACCCCGAGGAACAGCUACGUGCUCAAUGCGUCGCACCCUGGCUCGGAGGUGGCAGGGGAAAUCGCGGCGGCGCUGACGGUGUUCGAAUUCGGCGACAAGCAUCGUGGGUCGUAUGCUCAGAGCGUUGGAGCUGGCGCUUGCCCCUUCUAUUGCAGCCCAAAUGGGUACAUGGAUGAAUUGGCGUGGGCAGCGGCAUGGUUGUUUAUGGCAACAGGGGAUAGGAAAUAUGCCUACUAUGUUAAAUCGAAUUUGGGGACUGGCAUGACCGCGUUCAAUUGGGAUUCAAAAUUUGCUGGAGUUUAUGUUCUUUUAGCCUCGCUGGACUAUGCUUAUGCAGCUAACGCCGACAACCUCGUCUGCGCAAUCAUGCCCGAAUCGCCAUCCAAAACCUACACCUACACUCCGGGCGGGCUCCUGUACUCAAAGGGAGCGUCCAGCAACAUGCAGAACCCGACAGCACUCUGCUUCCUCCUGGCGGCGUACACUCGCGUCCUGCGAGCGAGAAACAGAGUCGUCCGAUGUGGGAACGUGAACAUCGACCCGUCCAGGCUGGACCGAUUCGUGAAAUCGCAGACGGAUUACAUCCUGGGGAGCAACCCACUGGGGAUGUCGUACAUGGUAGGGUACGGGCCGAGGUACCCGCGGAGGAUUCACCACAGAGGGUCCGUCCUGCCCAACAUUAGGCAGCAUCCGAAGAAGAUCGGGUGCUCGGAAGGGUACUGGUACUUCAAGAACCUGAGAUCGAACCCGAAUGUGCUGACCGGAGCGGUGGUCGGAGGACCUGAUAUGAAUGAUGGGUUUCAGGAUAGUCAGCUCGUUGUUUCUCAGUCUGAACCGACUACUUACAUCAAUGCCCCGUUCGUUGGAGUCUUGGCGUUUGUGAAGGGAGGGUUUAAGGUGUGA